This is a messenger RNA of Atta colombica, 390 nucleotides long. RefSeq lists its product as uncharacterized. Lineage: Eukaryota; Metazoa; Arthropoda; Insecta; Hymenoptera; Formicidae. The transcript has a single exon. The record is from RefSeq and is a predicted model, not a curated record. Bases 1 to 390 code for a protein of 129 amino acids.
AUGCAGGGAGAAGGGGGUUACAUCAGAAAAUACACGAAGAGUCCACGCUCGGCUUGGUUCGGUCGGUUGUUCACGAUGACGGCGACGACGACGACAACGACGAUGACACGACGCGCGAGAACGCGCCGCGCCGAGGCACCGCUUCGACUCUGCUUCGUUUCGCAAGUGUCGACGACGGGACCGACAAAUAGCUGUCCAGAUCCAGCUGGGUACCACGAUGAAGCUGGCCCGAUUCGACGCGAGAGACCAUGGCGUGUAUGCACGAGGCAAGGCGGAUCCGACAGCACAAACCGGCACGAAGGAACGGCUUCGACGGCGCGGAGCGUGAGCGAGAGGGGCCCGACGGGGCCUAAUCUGACCGGAGGGGCUCCUAUGCUCCCUUCGUGCUAA